AUGCAAUACAAAAAGGUUACUCAUGUAUUGUUCGACUUAGAUGGCUUACUUCUCGAUUCUGAGGUACUUUAUACUGAAAUAUUUACAACUGCGUGCGAUAAGUAUGGAAAGAAAUUUACGUGGGAGUUGAAGGAAACACUUCUUGGUUUUCAAGGCCAUGAAUGUGCUGAUAAAAUAAUUAAAGUAUUAGAGCUACCAGUGACAAGAGAUGAGUUUAUGAAGGAGUGCAGUCAAUUAAGUGAGGUAGUGUUCUCUAAUGUGCAGUUAAUGCCAGGUGCUAGGAAGCUAGUAGAGCACUUACACAAAAAGGGUGUGCCUAUAGCUUUAGCAACCAGUUCUAGUAGUGACAGUGUUGAUAAAAAGAUGAAAAACCACCAAGAUAUAUUAAAAUUAUUCAAUCACCUCACAAUGGGGUCUACUGACCCAGAGGUUACUAAAGGAAAACCUGACCCCGAAAUAUUUCUUGUUUGUGCUUCAAGGUUUCCUGAUAAACCCAUACCUGAAGACUGCCUUGUUUUUGAAGAUGCUGUAAAUGGUAUAAAAGCUGCUAAUGCAGCUCACAUGCAAGUUGUGGCUGUACCAGACCCUCGGAUUGAUUCUCAAUAUUUACAAACUGCCACACUUGUUCUUAAAUCCUUGGAGGAGUUCAAGCCUGAACUAUUUGGACUUCCAGCAUAUGAUUAA
This is a messenger RNA of Arctia plantaginis, 684 nucleotides long. The record is from the annotation of a GenBank genome assembly. NCBI's taxonomy places the organism in Eukaryota, Metazoa, Arthropoda, Insecta, Lepidoptera, Erebidae.